UCUCUGGACAGACAGACUUUUGUGGGCUGUACCUGUGGCGCUGGUAGCACGGCUGAUCUGAACACGACUCUUUGAGCCCAGAUUCCUUCCUGAGAGAGACUCCAGAGAGGAGGAAGAUGAGCACUGUGGGAAAAGUAAGACAAAAGGUUAUUAAAUGCAAGGCAGCCAUUGCCUGGGAAGCAGGGAAUCCCUUUUCUAUUGAGGAGGUUGAAGUCGCCCCACCCAAAGAACAUGAAAUUCGAGUUAAGAUUGUUGCCACGGGGGUGUGCCGUAGUGAUGCUCAUGCUGUAAGCCCCAGUUUUAAAGAGGGUCUUUUUCCAGUCAUCCUGGGCCACGAAGGAGCAGGAAUUGUGGAGAGCACUGGACCAGGAGUGACUAGAUUUAAACCAGGUGACAAGGUUAUCCCACUCUACGUCCCUCAGUGUGGUCAAUGCAAGUUCUGCUUGAGUCCAAAGACCAACCUUUGUGAAAAGAUCAGCAAAAUUAAAACACCUAUUUCUGAUCAAGACCUGAUGCCCGAUGGUACCAGCAGGUUCACCUGCAAAGGGAAGCAGAUUUACCACUUCAUGGGGACUAGCACCUUCUCUGAAUACACUGUUGUAGCGGAAACUUCUCUUGUCAAAAUUGAUGCUGCUGCUCCCCUGGAUAAAGUCUGUCUGAUCGGCUGUGGAUUUUCCACAGGUUAUGGGGCUUCCCUCAAUACUGCCAAGGUGGAACCUGGGUCUACCUGUGCUGUCUUUGGCUUGGGAGGAGUCGGCCUGUCAGCUGUCAUGGGCUGUAAAGCUGCUGGAGCUUCUCGGAUCUUUGCAAUUGACAUCAACAAAGAUAAAUUUUCAUUGGCAAAAGAGUUAGGAGCCACUGACUGCCUCAAUCCUCAGGAUUUCAAGAAGCCCAUUCAGGAGGUUAUAAUUGAAAUGAGCAACGGUGGGGUCGAUUUUGCCAUUGAAUGCAUCGGUAAUGUUGCUGUCAUGAAAGCUGCCCUGGAGUGCACCACGGUGGGCUGGGGAACUUGUACGAUUGUUGGAGUGGCUCUGGGUGGACAAUCAAUCCCUGUUUCUCCAAUGCAGCUGAUAAUGGGAAAGAAAAUAAAUGCCACUUUCUUUGGAGGUUGGAAGAGUGUAGAUUCUAUACCAAAGCUGGUGUCUGAUUAUAUGGCCAAGAAAUUCAGUUUGGAUGCCUUGGUGACGUACACUCUGCCAUUUGACAAAAUCAACGAUGCUUUUGAUCUUAUGUAUGAGGGGAAGAGCAACAGAACCGUCUUGGUUUUCUAAGGAUUCAACUUAAAUUUUUGAAGACUCCCAUAUGAAUUUAAGCGUUAUCCUGAGGCUGCCUCACUGCUUAAUGACUCAAUUAUCUUUUCUUUAUAUAUUCAGGAAAGUACUUAUGUUCAGUAUGUGAUAAUAUGGAAUAGGUAGAAACUAAAGGUCACAAUAGACAAUAGCUGUAAAUACACAGACAUAAGUGUUGUGGAAGUGUAUGAUACCAAUACAUAAUAUUUAUACACGGAUGUGUAGACAGUGGGUCACUUUAGUGCAACAUGCUUUUUUGCUAACACUGCUAUAUGUUAUUUUUGAUUUGUAUACAGUAUCUAAUCUCAUGAAAUAAUUAACCACAUAAAAUGUGUUUUCUAGUUUUUA
Molecule: messenger RNA, 1637 nt
Organism: Mauremys reevesii (Reeves's turtle)
Lineage: Eukaryota; Metazoa; Chordata; Testudines; Geoemydidae
Product: all-trans-retinol dehydrogenase [NAD(+)] ADH4
Exons: 9
Coding region: 117-1271 (384 amino acids)
Biological process (GO): formaldehyde catabolic process
Cellular component (GO): cytosol
Molecular function (GO): S-(hydroxymethyl)glutathione dehydrogenase [NAD(P)+] activity; zinc ion binding
Source: RefSeq, a predicted model, not a curated record